This is a messenger RNA of Lolium perenne, 1572 nucleotides long. RefSeq lists its product as uncharacterized. Lineage: Eukaryota; Viridiplantae; Streptophyta; Magnoliopsida; Poales; Poaceae. The record is from RefSeq and is a predicted model, not a curated record. Gene Ontology annotation, molecular function: protein binding.
GAUUCUAAAUCCUCCCAAACUGAACAGGCUAGGGCCAUCCAAUUUCACCAUUUCUCAAGUUUCCCUGUGACUGUGGCGAUGGGCCGCCGCCGCCGCCGCAAGGAUCCCAGGACGGAGAGGGAGUCGGCCGCGCAUGGAGUCCCCGACGAGGUGCUGGAGCUAGUGUUCUUUCGACUCGCAUCGCUUCUCCAUCUCGUCCGUGCCGCGGGCACGUGCAAGCGCUGGCGGCGCGUCAUCGCGGACAGCGGCUUCCUCCGCCGGUUCCGCUCCCUCCACGCGGCGAGCCUGGUCGCGGGCCACUACCGCGUCGACGAGCGCGUCGCGCAUCCGCGUCCGCCUGGCCGCAACCCCGUGUUCGUCCCCUCCCCCUCCACCUCCCUCGACGCGCGGCGCUUCUCCCUCGAUUUCCUCCCGCGCACCAACCAGCGCAGGUACUGGGAGCUCGCGGACAGCCGGGGCGGCCUCCUCCUCUUCGUCAACGGCCCCACCGCGUCCGACGAGGCGGCGGCGUGCCCGCGCCCCAGCCUCGUCGUCUGCGAGCCCCUCACGCGAACCUACCGGGUGAUCCCUCCUUCCGCGUGGUCCCACGGCUGCGAGAGCUUCGGCGCCUUCCUCCUCGACGGCGACGCCGACGACGCCGGCGGGUGCAUCAGCCUCUCCAACUUCAGGCUGGUGCGCGCGCUCUACUGCUCUGGCGUCGCCAGAGCCUGCGUGUUCUCGUCGCAAGACGGCGGCCGCUGGACCUCCCCGGCGUCUGGAACGGCGAUCUGCGGCGACGACUACUGGAGCGCUUUUGACGUGUACGACUUCGCCUUCGCGGGGAGCGACGGCCGGUAUGCCUACUGGAGGAUGGGGCCGGGGCCAUUCGGCCAUGGCGCCCGUGAUCUUGUUCUCGACAAGGACGCCGCUGAGUUCUCGUGCUGUAUACAUUCAGAGAACAUGCACGUCGAUCUGCAGACAGAAUUCGUAUACCAGCUCGCGUGGCCGCCUGCAAUCCGAGUAACCUUGUAGAAGGACAUGUUGAUCCAGUUUCUCCAGGUUUAAUUCCAACUAGCAAGGUGAGGCGCGGCGGCACGCCGCGCGUUGCUUGAUGCUCAUGAAUGGCGUUGUAGAAUUGUUUCGUAGUCAUAUAUUUCUAUUUUCUUAUAAGGGCUAGUUUAUUUAAUAAGGAUGGCGAGUGUACCGACUCACUUACAUAAACCCUAAUCAAUUUUAUGCAAUUCCUUCAUAAGCUAGAAAAUGAGGAUACAAACACCUUUUAAAAUUAGAGAGAAUAGCGAAGACACUUCAUGAGAUAUGCAACCUAAUCUACCUGCCGGUGCAAAGCACUGAGCAGGCAUUAUCUAUCUAUAAAGUAUAUUAAAGCCUUGUACAAAUAAAACCCGCGACCAAAGGUGCAUAUCUUUUCCUGUCUUUUUGCACAACAUCCAAAGCUGACAUUGCUUACCCCAUGACAACAUGAUAUUGUUAUGCCAGGUUCACAAUAUCAUGUUGUCAUGUAGACUCCUAAUGCUGGAAAUGGUGCUUUUGAUUCAAGUUGGAAGGUCAACAAACCAUAUACUUGACUUGAAA